Brassica oleracea var. oleracea is the source of this 1569-nucleotide messenger RNA. RefSeq lists its product as uncharacterized. NCBI's taxonomy places the organism in Eukaryota, Viridiplantae, Streptophyta, Magnoliopsida, Brassicales, Brassicaceae. The record is from RefSeq and is a predicted model, not a curated record. Bases 287 to 1459 code for a protein of 390 amino acids. The transcript has 2 exons.
UCCGUGGUUCCGACACAGAAACAUAACUAUGGGUUCUUACUAAAAACGUAACGGUGUCGUUUUAGUGGAAGUUUGCGUGCUGAAUAACCCAGGAAGAAAACGAUAACUGCAAGAGAUUCAAAAGCUUAAUCAGAAGCAAACAAAAAAAUAUCUGACAAUUCUAUCUUCUUCUUCGUUUUUUUUUUCUUUGUUUCCUCUCUUUCACGAGAGUGACUUCUCAGUUUCGAUUGAUUCUUUUCCUUUUCCGCUCCCGAUUGCUUACUCUUUCCUCUGAGAGUAUGGUGAAAUGAUGGCAGCAGGAGAAGCAAGAGCUGUGUGGCAAAGAACAGUUAACCGUUACUUUGUCCAAGAAGACGCUAAAAGAGCUCCCAAGUUAACAACCUCUUGCCAAUCUUCUUCAUCAACUGUUUCAUCUAAACAGGUUGAAGAUUCUGGAUCUUCUCGUCCCGUUGUUGAUCCACACAACCAAUCAUCAUCUUGUGCAGGUUUCAUGCCUCGUCAUCCAAACCCGAACUUCCCUCAUAUGUUACCACACAACACCAGUUUGUGGGGACAUCACCAUCACAUUCAGCAAGACCACAAGGAACAAGUGAACACUCCAUUGGAAGCUGAGGUUGAUAUCUCUGAGAAGAAACCUGAAUUGGGGGCCAAGUCUUUUAAGUCUGAAAGCUUUCAAGAGUUUAUAGAGUUGAUGGAGACAAAGGAAAGUUAUGUUUCUUUUGGGAAAGAUGAAUCCUCCUCUGAGAACAAGUUAUUGAAUGAGCUACCUUUCGAUCCGAGCUCUCCAUGGAAUCCUCUCUCUAGCGAGAAAGCUGCACCUUGGUGGCGAACUACAGACAAAGAUGAACUAGCUUCCUUGGUUGCACAAAGGUCUCUAGACUUUGUCGAGAACUGCGACCUGCCAACACCACAGAAGAUGAACCGCUCUUACUACGGUAGUCCACGUUCUUUCGACUCUGAUGCAUUCCGGGACCACUCUAUCCCCAACCAAACCACCCACGCGCCAAGGAGAGGAAACAGCUUCAAGAACAGAACAGAGGAGGCUUCCACCGAGUCUGACUUAAGCAAAUCAAAGCUGCUAGAAGCGCUGAGACGCUCUCAGACGCGAGCUAGGGAAGCUGAAAACAUGGCUAAAGAAGCGUGUGCAGAGAAAGAGCAUUUGGUGAAGCUUUUUAUCAAGCAAGCCUCAGAGCUUUUCGGGUAUAAGCAGCUGCUGCAACUGCUUCAGCUUGAAUCACUUUACCACCAAAUCAAGAGCAAGAAGAUUGAGGACAGCAAGGAGCCGCCACCUGUUUCGAUCCCUUGGAGCAGUACCAAAGGGAGAAAAGCGGGGAGAAAGAGAAGAAGCAAAAGGAGUAAACCGAAUGGGUUUGUUGGUUUAGCAUUGGGGAUGAGUCUGGUUGGUGCUGGUUUGCUUCUGGGAUGGACUGUUGGAUGGAUGCAGAUGCUUUCUUUCUAGUCUGAAAAAAUCACUCUUUUUCUAAAUGAGCAGCUUUGAUAAAUGAGUAUGUAAACUGUUGUAAGAAUUUUGUUAAUAUUGUGUUUCUAGUUUGAUCUUUUUUUUUUCUU